AGGAUAUCAGUCAUAAUGAACCCAUUUUUAACGCUAGCCUUUUGUCGCUAUUUUGACAUGCGAAAGUGCCACGAGAAAUGGAUUUCAGCUGACACACUCAACAUUCAACUAAACCUAUGUACAUAUAGUCUUCAGUUUAAUUGCAUUGUUAGAUAUCAUUGUUAAAAUAACUUGGUUUAUUAGUUUCAUAAAGCCAUAAUGACAUAAAGCCCCUAAACACAACAAUAUAAAACAAACAAAUAAAUGUAACAAUCAGUAGAGUAACAAAAUCAUACACUCUUAGAUAAAAGAAUGCCAAGUGUUAAAUUAAAUUUUAAUACUGCGCUUAAGCUGAAGAAACGGUUCACAUAAGAUAGUCUGACAAACAUUCCAGUAAUAAUAUGCACAAUUCGAGGGGCUCUUAUUCUGCACCAUUAGAUGAUGAUCCAGACAGAAGAGUUUCAAGAUCAUGGCGUUUAAAUGACAAGAUUCCGGCCCGAUUGGUGCUUUAUUUUUUGUCCUGGUCGGGUUUUCUGGUAUCGUUUAUGAUGCGUAACGAUAUGAAUUUCGCUUUGGUAGCUAUGAUUUCAAAUGAAAAUUUUACUCACAACCAAUUUCAUAAUGGAUCGCAAGCAGUUUUGGCUGGUGGCACUAAAGACCAAUUAUCUAUUGUAAAAUCUAUAAUAAUUAGUUCAUUCUACUGGUGCUACGUUUUAUCCCAGGUGGCUGGAGGAAUAGCCACAGAGUUGUUUGGAACCAAGUGCGUAUUUGGAUGGUCACAGUUGGCAACAGCUAUAUGUAGUAUUCUGAUGCCGUUCGCAGCCCAAUUUCAUUAUAUAGGUGUUAUUGUGUUAAGAUCUAUUCAGGGUUUUGCCUCUGGGUUGACUUGGCCUGCGAUGUAUGCAAUAGUUGGCUAUUGGAUACCACUUACAGAACGUUCACGUUUUAUGUCAAGCUUUCAAGGUUUUAGUAUAGGAAUCGGUUUAACUUACCCGUUAUGUGGAUUUAUUUUGUCAGAGUUUAGUUGGCCGUAUGUUUUUUAUACAACUGGCACAUUAGGACUUGGGUGGUGUUUAUUAUGGUAUUUACUAGCUUUCAAUACACCCCGAGAACAUCCACGUAUUUCCGAGGAGGAACUUAAUUUUAUAGAACUUAACGUAAGAAAAGAGGUUAUCAAUGCAGCCAAAGUUAAAAUCCCUUGGCUUAAAAUAUUCAGGUCUUUACCUGCUUGGGCGAUUGCGAUAACAACAUUUGGUCGAAUAUUCGUUCAUUAUGUUUUUAUUGUUAGUGGCCCUACAUUUAUGGGGAAGGUUUUAAAGUUUAAUUUUGAAACAAAUGGCUUUCUGUCAGGAAUGCCAUUUAUUUGUUCAUAUAUUUCAUCGGUAUUUUUUUGCUAUAUUGCUGAUAAAUUUGUAAUGUACAAAGUUUUAAAUUUAACUAAUGUAAGAAAAUUAUUUACGGCUCUUUCGCAAAUUAUUCCAGGGCUCUUAAUAUAUUGUAUUGGAUAUAUAGAUAAUGUACACAUUUUGUUAACGGUAUGGUUUAUAGCGGUGAUAUUUAUAACUGCAUCUUAUGCAGGAGCAAUGGCCAAUAUAAUUGAUUUAGCACCAAACUAUGGACAUUCUGCUGCCGUUCUGGCAUUUUGCCAAACAAUUCACAUGUCUGCGUCCUUUAUUUCCCCGUUGACUGCUGGAUUUAUUGUAACUCGAGAGGACUCUAUUGAUCAGUGGCGAAGUGUUUUUGAACUAUCAGCCAUUAUUUCCAUAUUGACCUUUGUAGUUUAUCAAAUUUUCGGAACGGCUGAGAUUCAGUCUUGGAACAAGGAGCUUCCUACACAUGACGACUCAGAUGAAGGAAAGAUUUUAUCGAAACCAAAUGAAGAAGUUGAUAAGACUACUGCACUAAAAUGAAGAAAGUUUUUUUUAAAGUAAUACUUAUGUCAUACUAUAUUAUAAACUUUGUUACUAUUUGUUAGCUUUGAAUUGAUUGUCAUAAUGAAACAUAAACAUGUUUUUGAAAUAUAUUUGUUUGUGGGAAGACACCGAAUAUGCCACCCUUGUAUAUAACCAACCGCACGAGUAGGUUUAGUUAAUUAAAGUAUAUAUUUUUGAGCUGCAA
Molecule: messenger RNA, 2097 nt
Organism: Drosophila ficusphila
Lineage: Eukaryota; Metazoa; Arthropoda; Insecta; Diptera; Drosophilidae
Gene: MFS17
Product: sialin
Exons: 7
Coding region: 381-1889 (502 amino acids)
Biological process (GO): transmembrane transport; monoatomic anion transport
Cellular component (GO): plasma membrane
Molecular function (GO): transmembrane transporter activity
Source: RefSeq, a predicted model, not a curated record